This is a messenger RNA of Cyprinus carpio (common carp), 1825 nucleotides long. Its product is annotated as olfactory receptor 1M1-like. Gene Ontology annotation, molecular function: olfactory receptor activity; G protein-coupled receptor activity. Lineage: Eukaryota; Metazoa; Chordata; Actinopteri; Cypriniformes; Cyprinidae. Gene Ontology annotation, biological process: G protein-coupled receptor signaling pathway. The record is from RefSeq and is a predicted model, not a curated record. Gene Ontology annotation, cellular component: membrane.
AAACAAAUAUGGAUGAUGAUCGAUGUCGUCAACUGGGUCUCCUGGCAUGCACAACACAUUAUAAAGGCACUCAUACUGUUGCUAUAGUUGUACAAGUUGACCAUUUUUGUCAAUACUCCAUUUCCAUGACAUGUUUGUGGCUGCCAUGUUUCAGCUACAAAAGAAAAUGACCUUAGAGAACUUCAGUAUCAUGUUAGUGUAGUAUUGUUACGCUAUCAAAACUUUAAAAAUGCAAUGCUUUGUGGACACCAUCACUUUUGAUCAUAAACAGAAGUAUGCACAUAGGUCAACUUCAUAAGCCUAUAAUUUUGGGGUAUAGUAAUUUCAAAAGUCAUCGCUCUUCAUACUUCUUUAAUGUAAUUAUCAUUAGUUAAUACUGUUAUCGUACAUUUGUACAGUAUUCCUAUUUAGCAAUAAAUGUAUGAUGUCACAUGCUAAACUACUCCUACCCAUUUUUCCUCAACUCUACAGGGAGAAGGGAUGAUCUGUGGACUAAAGUCCAAAGCACAAGAGAAUGAUCUACUAUAAAUAUGUCUGGUAGCUGGUAUAUUAAUGAGAGGGUGGCAGCUUUGGAGAAGGUGAACAAACAAAAAGCCAGACAACCGUUAUCAUGAUCUCCAUGCAGUCAAACUCCUCUGCAAAUGUGACCUUUGUUCGUCCUGCAACAUUUUUCAUUAAUGGCUUUUUUAAUAUUCCACAUGCAAAAUACUACUAUGUGUUCUUGUCUUUAGUGUAUGUUGUGACUGUUUUAGGGAAUUCAUUUAUCAUGUGUAUCAUAUAUUUGGCCCGCAGACUUCACACAGCCAAAUACAUUGCUGUUUUUCAUCUGGCACUUGCUGAUCUGUGUGGAAGCUCAGCUUUGAUUCCAAAACUCAUAGACAUAUUUUUAUUCAAGCACCAGGACAUUUCAUAUGACGCAUGUUUGGCAAAUAUGUUUUUUGUAUUUCAUUUCAUGAAUCUGCAGUCUUUGACACUACUUGUCUUGGCUUAUGACAGACUGGUUGCUAUUUGUUUUCCUCUACAGUAUCAUGCCAUUGUAACCAAACCAGCCAUGUUUCUGAUCAUAGGGGUGAUGUGGAUUUUUUCUGUCACUUUUAUUGCUUCAAUGGUGAUUUUGAUCACAAGACUCUCUAUUUGUAGAUCUAAUGUAGUCAAUAGUUAUUUUUGUGAUCAUGGCCCUAUUUAUAGACUGGCUUAUAAUGAUAAUACCAUUAACAUUAUCAUGGCAAAUAUUUGCUUUGGUCUCCUUGUAUGUAUGCCACUGAUAUUGAUAAUGGUUUCAUAUUUCUGCAUCGCUUUAGUUUUGCUUAAGAUUGCUCAGGGUGUUGACCGGAUCAAAGCCAUGAAAACCUGCACCUCACAUUUCAUGUUAGUGGCAAUUUUUUAUGUUCCACUUUUAGGUAUUAAUAUUGCAGCUUUAGCAACAUUUAUCCAUCCAAACGCACGGAUAAUUAACAAUUCUCUGACACAGACAAUACCACCUAUGCUGAAUCCCAUCAUAUACACUCUAAAGACAGAGGAGGUCAUGCAGUCCAUAAAAGAACUGUACAAACGCAACAAGGUGAACACUAGGCUACUACAGAGCAAAAGGUUAAAUACAAAGGGUUAUUAAAAAAAUAAGAUUCAUUUUGUUUUGUUGAACUGUAUUAAGGAAUCUGUACUUGUGUGUUGAAUAUGAAUAUCCAAUUGGUUAUACAGUCAGUUGAAAGCAUUCAACAAAUUUUUACUUAAUUUAAUAGAACUGACUGACCUGUGUGUGCAGACAUUGCAGAAAACAAUCUCACAGCCUUCUCAUAUGUGAUAAAAAUAAAUCACUUAAAAUAUU